AUGACUGUCGAAGUAGCGCUUAACACGCCGUUGGCCGACGCUCUCAACGCCGCGAUCCAGCCGAAGCUGGUAGAGGCAGGAUGGGGGAACGGCGACGGCAAUGAGGCAUCGCUUGCCGAGCUGAUCAUCCUGAUGCUUGCCAAUGGAAAUCAGGAGGAACAAAUCGCCGCAGAGCUCGCAGGCGAUCUGCUAGGAUUAUCGCCAGAGGACUCCAGCGCACGCGACUUCGCCAGAUGGCUGUUUGAGCAGAUCGACUCAAUCAAUGGGCAGUUGAAUGGAACUUCCCAGGCGGGCAAAGACCAGGCCGAUGAAAGUUAUUCUGGAGAAAUGGAUACCGAUAUGGGUUCCAAUGAUGCCACCGGAUUGAAUGCUCCCACAGGACCACGAUCUAUGCGAAACGGGAACACCAGAGGCGGAAGAGACAGGCGCAUGAUGGGGAACAACGCCAGACCCAACGACAGAACGGCAGACUCAGGCCUCCACCGUGUUCGUAGACAAACCGGCAACGAGCGCAUCAACACACACACUCGCGGCGGCGCGCAGGCAGGUCCGCGAAAUGGGCAAGGCCGGUUCCCCCGAAACAACAAUCGGGCAGCAACAGUCCAGCGCGGUCUGGAUAACUGGGGCAACCCGGAUUUCAAUAUGAUGGGCCAACCCGACUUCAACAUGUUAGCCAACCAGGACUUUGGCAGCAUGCCUCCUCAGUUAUCCGAAUUCUUGAAACAACAAAGUCAAUUCAUGAAAAAUAUGACCGAGCAAUAUAAUAACACAUUCCAAAAUGGGUCUUAUGGACAGGGCAAGCCGUUGUCUGAUCGCGUACAAUAUCCCAACAAGAAAAACCAACACCAACGGAGAGCUUUCGGGCAGAAGCAGGAUGGGGCAAACGGCGAACCCUCUGGCGAGGGGGAAGAUGUGGACAUGUCUGGCAACAAGCGGGAACCGGCAAACCCCGAAGAGAGUGUAUGCAAGUACAACCUCAACUGCUCCAACAGGGAGUGCAAGUUUGCCCACCAGUCCCCAGCCGCGCCUCAUGGUGCACCUGUAGACGUCAACGACGUCUGCACGUUUGGUGCUGCAUGCAAGAACCGCAAGUGUGUGGCUCGGCACCCGUCACCUGCGACAAAGCUCGCCCACCAGAGCGAACAAGACUGCAAAUUCUUCCCAAACUGCCAGAACCCAAGGUGCCCGUUCAAGCAUCCAUCGAUGCCACUCUGCCGAAACGGCGCAGACUGCACCACGCCGGGUUGCAAAUUCACGCACGUCAAGACGAAGUGCAGAUUCAACCCUUGCUUGAACCCCAACUGUGCCUUUGCGCACGAGGAGGGUCAGCAGGGAGGAUUCAAAGAUAAGGUCUGGGUUGCAGACUCGGCGAAGGAGCAUGUCAGCGAAAGGAAAUUUGUAGAUGGCGACGAGAACACGGAGUUUGUCAAACCCGAAGACGAGGGCUUCCCAGAAAGCAGUAAGGAGGAGCUGGAUGCGGAUGUCAUCGUCUGA
Clonostachys solani is the source of this 1494-nucleotide messenger RNA. Lineage: Eukaryota; Fungi; Ascomycota; Sordariomycetes; Hypocreales; Bionectriaceae. The record is from the annotation of a GenBank genome assembly.